GUCCCUCAGAUCAUACCUCCUUCUCGCUAACUGCACAGAGCCAGUGUUUGAGCAUUUCAUCCCGCCUCAAACAAAGUCCACCUGUGCGUUGAUCAGGGGAGAGCUGGCUGGAGUCGGCGAGAGACUGUGGCAGCUGUCUGUCUCGGGUUUCCUCUUGUUUACAAAGAUAGCUAAAAACGCUGCUGAGUGGGGAAGGCAAGCCUCAUGAGUCGGCCUCGUGGAUUGCAUCGACAUAAUGGAUUUAACUAAAAUGGGUAUGAUCCAGCUCCAGAACCCCAACCAUCCCACCGCCCUGCUGCAGAAGGCCAACCAGAUGCGUCUGGCCGGGACUCUGUGUGACGUGGUCAUCAUGGUGGACAGCCAGGAGUUCCACGCUCACCGGACUGUGCUAGCCUGCACGAGCAAAAUGUUUGAGAUCCUCUUCCACCGCAGCAGCCAGCAUUACACCCUGGACUUUCUUUCACCAAAGACUUUUCAGCAGAUUUUGGAGUAUGCUUACACUGCCACGCUCCAGGCCAAGGUGGAGGACUUAGAUGACCUUCUGUAUGCAGCAGAGAUCCUGGAGAUUGAAUACUUGGAAGAGCAAUGUCUCAAGAUCCUGGAAACCAUCCAGUCCUCAGACGAGAAUGAUGCAGAGGUCAAUGUUAAUGACGGGAGCACAGAAGAGGAUGAUGAGCGCAAAGGCCACAAUGGAGCAAAGAACUCCAAAAAGCAUUCCAUGGAGAGUUCCUAUCUGUCAGGUACCCAGCAAGACUCCAUCAUGGCUGCCAUGGUGGACCAGAGUCCCUCGGUCUCCACCUCUUUUGGUGUCUCCACCCUGAGCCCCACCAAAGCCGCCGUGGAUAGCCUGAUGAGCAUCGGCCAGUCUCUGCUCCAGCAGGGCUUUGGGGCUGAACAAAUUGUCCACGGUAACUCCCACCACCUGAUGACUGAAGUCAAGACUGAAAUGAUGCAAGUGGACAUGGGUGGCAACGGUCACGAAAGCCCUCCGAACAUGGAGUCCAGUGCCUCCAGCAAUGGAGAGCGGAGUGGGGAAGACAGAAACCGAGACGGCCCAGGAACCCCAACCAGGAGCAGCGUAAUCACCAGUGCCCGCGAGCUACAUUACGCACGGGAUGAAGGCAUGGGCGACCCUCAAGCUGAAGUCAGCCAGAUGGGUUUGGAUGCAAUGGCCGGGAUGACAGAGAAACACCUGGCCUCGCUGUACUCCCUACCUGUCAAUCACAAAUCAGAUGCCAUCAUGUCUAUGCCGGCAUCCAUGGCCUCAGCUCUCCCUAUGUCCCCAGCCCUGGCUAUGUCUAUGGACUUCAGUGCCUACGGGGGACUCCUGCCUCAGAGCUUCAUCCAGAGAGAAUUCUUCAGCAAGCUCGGGGAGCUGGCAGUGGGCAUGAAACCAGACGGCAGGAGCCAGCCUGAACGUUGCAAUGUUUGCGGUGCAGAACUACCGGAUAACGAAGCUGUGGAGCAGCACAGGAAGAUGCACAGUGGAAUGAAGACCUACGCCUGUGAGCUGUGUGGGAAGAGCUUCCUGGACAGCCUCCGCCUACGGAUGCAUUUGCUGUCUCAUUCAGCUGGUGAGAAGGCCAUAGUGUGUGACCAGUGUGGAGCCCAGUUCCAGACUGAGGAAUCCCUGGAGGCUCACCGGCAGAUCCACACCGGUUCGGACAUGGCCAUCUUCUGCCUGCUUUGCGGGAAGCGUUUCCAGACCCAGACAGCAUUGCAGCAGCACAUGGAGGUCCACGCCGGCGUUCGCAGCUACAUUUGCAGCGAAUGCAACCGGACUUUCCCCAGCCAUACUGCACUCAAACGUCACCUACGCUCACACACGGCAGGGGACCACCCAUACGAGUGCGAGUUCUGCGGGAGCUGCUUUCGAGACGAGAGCACACUUAAGGGCCACAAACGCAUCCACACCGGGGAGAAGCCCUAUGAAUGUAACGGCUGUGGGAAGAAGUUCAGCCUCAAGCACCAGCUGGAAACCCACUACCGCGUGCACACAGGUGAGAAGCCAUUCGAGUGCAAGCUGUGCCACCAGCGAUCCAGGGACUACUCGGCCAUGAUCAAGCACCUGCGCACCCACAACGGCGCCUCGCCCUAUCAAUGUACCAUCUGCCUGGAGUACUGCCCCAGCCUGUCAGCCAUGCAGAAGCACAUGAAAGGCCACAAGCCCGAAGACAUCCCCCCAGACUGGCGCAUAGAGAAGACCUACCUGUACCUCUGCUACGUCUGAGGCCGGGAGAGUGAGCGCAGAGAGAGGGUUCGUGUGAGGGUGGGGGGACUGGGGUUGAGAGGAAAGGCGAAUGUAAUUGAGCUGAUAGGAGGCAUGAGGCUGUGGCGGAGGGUUGACGAUUGAGGAAUGUCAACGGCGAGAGACUCGAAAGCAAGAGGGUUAGUUUUCUCUGUUUUUCUUUUCAUGCAAAGGCGGCGACGGGGUAAAAAGGUGGUGAUGAUGGGACGAAAGUGCUAAGAGGAGGAAGACUUGGACACGGAGAGAGAUUCUCCACCAUUGUUCGGACUCACCGGGUCAUUCACUACAUCUGCAACUGUGUUAUCGUUUCAGGCCAUUUCACGCAGCAGCAUAACGAGAGCGAGCUGCACGGAAGUGGCUUUUCGGAUGCUGCUGCCGCCUGAGUGCUGCGAACGCAGAUUCUCAAGGGCUAUCUGAGCUUAUGCAUUCUGAAUCCUUCACUCCAUUCUGAAUUAUUUGUCUUCUACUUCAGUAUCGGUUUGUUUACACUCGCUCUCUUUGGUCAAACUAGUUUGGAGCACUAGUUUAUGAACUUGAGGAUCAGUUUAGACCUCCAGGUCCUUAUGUCACAGUUUGCUUCUCAAGUAUUGACGAACUGCUGGCUUUCAGAAGCCACAGUCCCUCUCCUCAUGGCCACACACCUUUGUGUUAUGGUAGACACGAACCAUAACAAUACUGGAGCAGGACCUGGACAUGUUCUCUGACAAACCAACCGAAUUAAAGAAACGUCAGCUUAGGAUGAUUUAGAUGAAUAUGCCUCUGAUUCAAAGCGAGUCUGUCGUUCGGCCUUCCAUUAUUUCUGCCCCAUGUUGCCAGUUUUCACAGAAAUCUGCCACUAAACCAGUCCGUUGAUGAGACGGCGGCCGUGGCAGUGAGAUAGCCCCUGAGAAUCAGCAGCGGAGUCGGCAGGCGUAUCGCAGCAGAACAAGCAGUUGAACUGGAUGAAUUGGAGCACUAAAAUAAAAACUGCAAACCGAGCACGUUGUUUGGUUGUGAGGGAGGAAGAUGUUAGUGCUGCUUUUUGUUGUUGUUGUUGUUGUUGUUGUUGGAAGUCUCCCCACUUUUCUCAGUAGUCUUCCUGGUUCUGCAUCUCUGUCAGAUGAGGGCUGGAGAAAGUCGAGUCACCACUGGCCACCCACGGUUCUCUCCAGAGAGCCAAAGGCUAACUCGUGUCACUUUUUCAUCUUAUAUAUUUUUUUGAUUUUAUUUUCAGCUCUGCAUCGUAGUUUAUCAUGGCUUGAUUGCACAGGUAAAACAAAUUACGACAACAGUCUCUGUUUGACGUCUGCAAGUUAUAUCUUCAUUCAUUAAAUCAUAAGUCUCUGUUACAGUACGCCACAGUAAUCAACCUAUCCACCUACUCAGCAAUAGACAACUGGACUGCUUUUAUCCAUGUAUAUUAACCAGAUGACUCAGUAUCUCACACUAACGAUGAACUACACAAACUGACACAAACAGUAACACUUUGACCACAGCAGACCUGUCCAUUCACCGCAGUGAUGGAAAACAAAAUGGGACAAUGGUUAACCGCUGCUUUCCGUGGGAGUCCUGUGGCUUCGACUGCUCGUAGUGAAUGUUGAAGAAGAAGUGCUGGGAAUGCCUUAGCUGCACACCUUUAGCCAAGGUGGCGCGGCAGGUAGAAGACUGUUAAUACUGCAUCAAAACAUGAAUGUGAAAGAAUGUGAGCCAGGUUCGCCCUGGGCUGCGUCACAGUACACUGCGGGUUAAUGCUGCCUUUCACUGGACGUCAGAGAUCUACAGUUCCCGCCCUGCAGGUGGUCACGGCUCCUCCCGCCUUCCACAGGUUCAGAUCAGAGCCGACGCUGAAUUGCUGUUCCCCUUGCAACAGCUCAUACUUCAGCUAGCUGGUAAUUGGAACUGAUCGCUCGCUAUCACACGUUUUGAUAGACGGUUUGGAAUAUUCUGACGAAAGGGCCGAAGCAGAUCACGUUUUGGUGCCGUGUGAUCCACAGAUUCAAACUCAAGUGUCCACUGAGGCGAGGCUGGAUCGUCAGAAGGUCGCACCAGCAGUGAUAAAGACCUCAAAGUGGCUCCUGUGUUGGUUUUAAGUGAUGCAUACUCCCAAAUAUAUAUGCAUUGAUUUGAAUUGCCAGUCGGGGGGGCUUAUGGGCUUCAUGUGUUGCUGCAAAGCUGACAGAACUGCAUCUUGGAAGAAAUGCAACUCUGAAUGCUGUUGAAAGGCUUGUUUUGGUGAGGAGGAGGAGGUGGGAAUUCGGGUCUUUGUGACGUCUCUUGAAUGCAGCGUUAGCCUGCGUGACCUGAGCAGCCACAGGUGUUCGUUUGAACCUUGAAGGCUUUAGCGAGCAUCACUGCGUGUCACGUUGUAACCGGAGUGAUCGCAUAUCCAAACGGCCGGUGGGAAAGGGGGAAAUCACUGAUGGGACAAGACACGGCCCAGCAGCUUGAGGGGGCGACCAGUAAGACGACAGAAUAAAUCAACUCUUUCUCUGUGGUUUUGUCCCUGUGCUUCGUCUCGCUCGUCUCCUGUCGUUGUUGUUGUUGUUGUUGUUGUUGUUGUUGUUGGUUGUUGUAAUUUACCUUGAGUUUGAUCUCAACACAUCGUACUUGAAUUACCUCGUUUUGUGACCUCAUCUUGCUUGUGUAUUUCAGUUUUCCCUUUUGUUUUAUUUGUACACUUUUAUGUUUGUUUUCCUUUUGUUGAUGAGUGCAUGUGGAGAAGAUGCAUUGCACAACACGAUGAAGCAAUGUGUACGCCGAGAAAUUAAGUGCCACGGUGAAGAAUUUUCUUGUUUGUUUUCUAAUGUUUUUGUAUUUCUUUGUGCAUUACUUGUUACCAAACUUGGUAUUAUUAACCCCGCAUGUUAAUGAGCCAGAAGGUUUGGUCAUUUGUUAUAAAAGCUACCUCUAAGUUGUUUUUGUUUUUUUCUUUUGUUUUUGUUUUGUUUUGUUUUUUGCAAAAGCACAUUUUGUAUGUGUGAGCGCGUGUGUUUGUGUUUUGCAUUAUUUCAUCAUUGCUACUUCAUCUCAUGCUUUUUUUUUUCAAAAGUUGAUUUAUGAUUGUUUUUAAGCAAAAUGUAUAUAAAAAGGAUAAGAGAUAACAAAAGUAGAGGCCGAUAGGAUUUGAAAAGUCAUUCAGACGGAUGUUUAUUCUUCUCUUAUAGUCUCCCCCUGCACCUCCAACCACAGACGAGCAGAGGAAAAGAAAGAAAAGCAAUUUUGAAGCCUUAAGUGACGAGUAGGAGGGAUGUGGCAGAUAAGAGGGAGUACUAUUGCUUUUUAAGAGGGUUUAAAAACAAGAAUUUAAACUUGAAAAUAUGUGAAUAGAAGUGUAGUUUUGUAAUGUGAAAUAAAAAAGAGAAGGCGGUCCAUGAAAAGGGCCGAACCAGCCGGGACAGGUCAUGUUUGCAGCGAUGCAGAGUGCGUUGGACAAUUGGAACUGCAAGUGGUAAUCAACAACAAAAAAAAGAAAAACCAGAAGGUUAAAAAUAGAGAUUCUCUCGGCUGACAAGCUCUCUGGAGAAAUGAGCGUAUUCCUGAACAAGAGCCAACAGAGGCAAUUUGAUAUAUAAAAAUUGUGAUAUUUUUGUAUUCAGUGUCAGUCCUUUUUCCAUUUGUGGAGGGUUACAGCAGGGCACAAAUAUUUGUAUUUCCUUUUUUGUUUUUUGUUUUUGUUUUUUUACCUUUUUUUUCUCUCUCUGGGUGUGAAUCAUUUUUGCCUUGCUCCUCUUUGAUAUUGUUGGACAAAAAAAAAAAAAAAAAAAAAAGAAAGAAAAAACGUGCGUGAACAUAUUGUAAUAAUAAGUGUCGCUUUCUGGAUGUCAGUUGCAUUGUAGGUGAAGGACUAAAUCUAUCCGCCACAAACUUUACGAGUGUGUGUAUGUGACAAAGUAAAGAAAACAAAAAACAAAACACAAUAAAAAAACAAAAAAGAUGAUAAAACAUGGGACGGCAGGGGCUCGCUGCCAAACCGACCAAUUAGUACUUGUCAUUCACAAUUUUUCAAUCAAACUUGACUGUCGGCGUAUUUUUUGUUUGUUUUUGUUUUUGUAUUUGAAAAAAAAAAAAAGAAGAAGAAGAAGAAGGGAUGGCAUGUCCCGUGGUGUCUUGCCAUUUUCUUCUCAAACACUGUGAGCUGAGGGGCUUUUCCCCCCUCGUGUAACAUCCACCCACUAUAAUAAACCCGGUCGUCACGGCUCAGUCUGAACCGCCACAAUGCAAGACCCGAUCAGUCACAUUGUUCCUAUCAUCGUCCUCUGAAUGUUUUCUACUCUUUUGUGCGGGUGAAAGAGUGUGUAACUGUGUGUGUGUGUGUGUGUGUGUAUUAGUGGAAAAAUGCACUAAUCAGAUCAGAUACAAAAUAAAAUGAUAUUCUAUGCCACUUUUUUUUCUCUAUGUUGGAAAAAAAAAUCUAUAUAUACAUCGGCAUCGUUCUAGUUCUUCCCUCAGUGUUCCUCCAAUGUUUCUGUACUCUAUCUUUGUGCCUAAAAAUGGAAUUUGUUCAACAAAAAUAUCCAUCUAUAUCUGCUUAGUUUCUGUAUUUUCAGAAGAAAAUAAAAAUGGUGUCUCCAGCACCCUAGGGAUGUCAUGACGCUCGAAAAUGACCUGAUUUCUUUUUUUUUCUUUCUUUUUUUAUGAAUCCUGAAUAGAGCAGGGCUUCAUUUUCAAGGACUGCAAUAAACCCUUCAUGCUAUUGAAAUAGCAACUGGGAUUCUGCAUUAUUUUUUUGUUUUUUAAGGCUGUGCUGAUUGGCACCCAAAAGCGUUUAUUUAGCGACACAAAACAAAGCGUGAGGGAAAUUCAGCAGAACCCAGACAGGCUGCAGUGGCGAAACAACCUGCUUCAGGAUGAAAAUCUGCUCCACUGAAUCGUGUUUCUGUAAGCAAAUUAAGCACCACAGUGUGGUUCUCCUCUCAGAUUGUCCGCUCGGUUCUUUCCCCGCCGCCUCUCUUUUCGUCAGCAACAGGUUUGCUGGUGGGAACUUUUUAUUGCUCUUGAAAAAGGAAAAUGAGUAAAACCUGCGUUUGGGUGGGUUGGCACUAGGGGAGAAGGGGGGCGCCCCUUCUGCUUUGCUUCAGUUUUUUGUUUAGUUUUUUUAAAGUACUUUUUGAGUUUGUUCUUUUCUACAAAAGGCAUUUAGACGGGGAUGUUGAAUUCGUCAGAGAGGAAUCAUGGCAUCCCUGGAGCUGGCACUCUGUGUUUUGGUGUGGUGUCUCUAGAACAAAGUAGCCAUUUCAUGCAGUGUUGCAAUGCAUGUGCCAUCGAGGUCUAGACUAAAAACUGUUUGAGUAACAAAGCACCAAGACAUUGUAUUUUUUUAUAUUAGCACUGAGGACCAAUUGCCCUGUCGGACCAAGCAUAACAAAGCUUUUUAUGUAACAAAGCUUUUCUCUCUCUCUCUUGUCUUUCCCUGGCUUGUCUGUGCUACUUCUCCAUUGUUGUGACAGCACAAGUGCCAGUCAAGUUGCUCUGUAUUAAGAAAAUAGUGUUUUUAUUAUGAUUUGAAUUGUUAUAGUUUUUGUCUACCUCAGCACCUAAUCUUAGCCUAAUCUUAGAAGGUGCCCAAUUAUUAUUUUUUAUUUUCUUUAUUUUGUUCUCUUAUUGUUGUCAGUUGUAUGAUUUUUUUUUUUUUUUUUUUUGAAAUUUGCAUUAGAGCUUUGCAAAGGUCCUUUGUCUUUUCCAGCGACAACGUGCUAUUUUUUUUCCUGUGGCAGUACGUUUCCUGUUGAGCUGUGCCACCAAUCUAUAGCCACCGUCUGUUGAUAUAGAGGUUGUUCUUUUUUGUUUCUUUCCAUGUAGAAUCAGACACCUCUCUUUGUAACAUUUCAGUGUUCUCUGAUGGAGUGUGAAAAAAAUAAAAAUGAGAAAUAAAAGAUUUAAUGCUGCAGGUUCUCUUCUCCAUGUUGUCACUAAAGUCAAUGUUGUGCCUUUGAUAGUGAAAAUAUAAAUAAUAUUUCUUUUUUUUUUUACAUCCUACUAACAGUAGAUUGUUUUUUUGUAGUGGAAUUUUUUUGUAUUUUUAUUUAUGAGUCUCAAUAAAAAUCAAAUCAUGAUGUUCAGUUGUAUACUUUCGAUCUGCGGUUAGAAAAAAUAAAAAAUGGACUUCA
This is a messenger RNA of Scatophagus argus, 8334 nucleotides long. It is a transcript of the gene zbtb16a, whose product is annotated as zinc finger and BTB domain containing 16a. The record is from RefSeq and is a predicted model, not a curated record. Gene Ontology annotation, molecular function: DNA-binding transcription factor activity, RNA polymerase II-specific; RNA polymerase II cis-regulatory region sequence-specific DNA binding; protein binding. Bases 236 to 2230 code for a protein of 664 amino acids. The transcript has 7 exons. NCBI's taxonomy places the organism in Eukaryota, Metazoa, Chordata, Actinopteri, Scatophagidae. Gene Ontology annotation, biological process: regulation of transcription by RNA polymerase II.